UGUAUGCUGCCUGCCACACGACGCACGGCCACGGCGGCAUGCAAAUGAUGCACCUGGAGCUGGAGCAGCAGCAGCAGCAGAAGCGCAAGCGGCAGCGCAAUCGGCAGAGGGAGCGCGAGCAGCAGCAGGAGCCGCCGGCGACCAUUCACUGCAGCAGAAGCAGCAGCCUGGCAAUGAAUGUGGGCGUAGAAGGCGUGGCUGUCGGAAUAGGAGAUGCAGCAGAGGAGUCUGCAGCAGCAGCAGCAGCAUCAGCAGCCGUCACAGUCAUGCAUUGGUCUGUGGUUGACAUUUGCGGGGCACGCAGCUGGGGCUGAUGCCAAAAAACCCCCCACCCAUACCUCCCACACACGCCCUCACCACAGCCCAAGGCAGUUGGAUGAGCAUUUUUUGAUUUAGGAAUAGGGGAGAAGUGAAAAUGAAAGAGAGAGAUAGAGAUAGAGCGAGAGCGAGAGAGGAGCAGCUGUCAGCUGCAUUACUUUAUAGCGAAAACGAAAAAAACCCUGUUACUGAAUUUAACGGAAUAUAUACCACAUAUAUACAUACAUACAUACAUAUAUAAUAUAUU
This is a messenger RNA of Drosophila obscura, 565 nucleotides long. RefSeq lists its product as uncharacterized. The coding region runs from base 39 to 314 and encodes 91 amino acids. Lineage: Eukaryota; Metazoa; Arthropoda; Insecta; Diptera; Drosophilidae. The record is from RefSeq and is a predicted model, not a curated record. The transcript has a single exon.